Messenger RNA from Pseudoliparis swirei, 1977 nucleotides. Its product is annotated as heterogeneous nuclear ribonucleoprotein H-like. The record is from RefSeq and is a predicted model, not a curated record. The transcript has 11 exons. Gene Ontology annotation, cellular component: nucleoplasm; ribonucleoprotein complex. The coding region runs from base 115 to 1428 and encodes 437 amino acids. Gene Ontology annotation, molecular function: RNA binding. Gene Ontology annotation, biological process: regulation of RNA splicing. NCBI's taxonomy places the organism in Eukaryota, Metazoa, Chordata, Actinopteri, Perciformes, Liparidae.
GUUACUUACAGCGCUCUGGCAACCCAGUGCUAGGUUUCAGCUGCAUCACGCAGGUCUGGUCAUACAUACUCCGGCGUGUGGUAUCUACGUUUGUAUCAGGUGUUGUAACAAGCCAUGGCUGAUGAGGGAUAUGUAAUACGCAUCAGGGGUCUCCCAUGGUCCUGCUCAGUGGAUGAAGUACAGAGGUUUUUCUCUGAAUGCAAAGUCAUCAGCAACGGAGGUGGCGUCCACUUCACCUACACACGAGAGGGGCGUCCCAGCGGAGAGGCGUUUGUGGAAAUGGAGAACGAGGAAGACCUCAAGAUCGCGGUGAAGAAGGACCGAGAAACGAUGGGCCACAGAUACGUCGAGGUGUUUAAAUCCAACAAUGUCGAGAUGGACUGGGUCAUGAAGCACACCGGGCCGAACUGUCCCGAGACGGCGGGCGACGGGCUCGUCCGGCUCCGAGGUCUUCCCUUCGGCUGCAGCAAGGAGGAGAUAGUUCAGUUUUUCUCAGGGUUGGAAAUCGUGCCAAAUGGGAUAACAUUGCCGGUGGACAUCCAGGGGAGGAGUACGGGGGAGGCCUUCGUGCAGUUUGCUUCACAGGAUAUAGCUGAAAAGGCUCUAAAGAAACACAAGGAAAGAAUAGGGCACAGGUACAUUGAGAUCUUCAAGAGCAGCCGCGCCGAGGUGCGGACCCAUUACGAGCCCCAGCGGAAGCCCAUGGGCAUGCAGAGGCCGAGCCCCUACGACCGGCCCUCGGGCGGCCGCGGCUACAUGAUGGGCCGAGGGGGGUCCUACGAGAGGAUGCGGCGCGGCGGCGGCGGCGGCUAUGGAGGAGGUGGGUGUCAAGUGGACCUGACAUCUGAUUUUAAUAACGGGGUGUCGGAUGGACGAUAUGGAGAUGGCGGCGGUGGUGGCGGUGGAGGCGGCGGCGGCGGCUCCUCCUCCUUCCAGAGCACAACAGGCCACUGUGUCCACAUGAGGGGUCUCCCCUACAGAGCCUCAGAGACGGACAUCUACAACUUCUUCUCGCCGUUGAAUCCGGUGCGGGUCCACAUUGAGAUCGGGCCAGACGGCCGGGUGACCGGGGAGGCGGACGUAGAGUUUGCCACGCACGAAGAUGCCGUGGCGGCCAUGUCCAAGGACAAAGCCAACAUGCAACACCGCUACGUGGAGCUGUUCUUGAACUCAACAGCAGGGGGCAGUAACGGAGCCUACAGCAGCCAGAUGAUGGGAGGCAUGGGGAACCAGUCGUCUUACAGCAGUGGCCAGCUGAGCUCGGGGUACUCUGGUGGCUACAGCAGCCAGGGCAACAUGGGCGGCUACAGUGACUACAGUAACCAGAGCGGGAUGGGAAGCAGUUACUACGGCGGCGGCGGCGGCGGCGGCGGAGGAGGAGGAAGCAGAGGCUCCAUGAAUGGACUGAGCGGGGGAUGGGGGAUGUAGAUUUUCUUUUCCAUGAUUUGAUGUUUGUUUUUUUUAAACUCAGCAUUUUGCUGGUAGGACUGGAAACGCAAGUCUCACCCAGUAACCGUCGGGCGAGGGUCUGAAGCAUGGAGGGGGGAGGGUUUGUAUUUUUUUUAAGUGGAUGAUCUUCAGAGAGAAGUGAGAUCAUCUGGUGUCAGAGAAGCUGUUCGUCUUCCCCGUUCUCAGAUUUAAAUGUUCAUUACAGGAUGUGUCUGUCCUCUCAACCCGCCCGGUGCUGGUGGCGUUGACGUAGAUUCGAUGUCUGAGUGCAAGAACAAAACAUAUCAGGACGCGUAUCUUCUGAUGUUUUGACCUUAUUUCACCGUCUAGUGUUAAGCUUUUCUUUUUUUAUUCCCAGUUAAACUGUUAAUCUGAAUCGAGACGUCACAUGUUCAGAGCAUGUUUUUUUUUCUGGAUUUAGGGGCACGUGAAUUUCAACUCUGCUGACAUGAAGGUUUCUACUGCUUCAAUGCUCUUUGUAUUUCCUGUGCACAAAGUGAAUAAAAUAGUCUGGAAUAUCUAAUUGAA